AUGCCCCGGUGCACGUUGGCCAACUCACCCAGGAGCAGCUCGAGCAGACCCUCCGAGUGCGUCCUCUCUUCCUUCCCGUCCCCGCCCCCCUCACACCCAGCCCCGCAGAUCCUCGGCCCAGUGCGCGCUCCACUGCCGUCCGAACUCCCACCAUCCCCUCCCGCGUCUCGCGAGCCCUCCCCCACCCUCAAGCGGCGCCAGCCCCCCGAGUCCACCUCCGAGCCACUCCUCAAACGUCCUCGAGUCGACUCUCAGUCCUCUGUUCGCCCCCACCAUUUACCUCCCCGACCCGUCCCAGUGGCAUCUCCCACCAAGCUCGAGCCCCAGGAAGACGGCGAGCUCAAGGAAGAGCCUACCGCCUCCUCCUCCUCCGUCCCCGUCCCCGUCCCCGCCCUCGCCCCCACCCCCGCCCCGCCAAGCUUUCCCGUACGCCGCCCUCGGCGAGCCGUGCCCAGUUCUGCCGAGUGGACAGGCAUGGCCAACCAGUCCUUCCGCCACGCUCGUAUACUCAAGUACUCGGGCUACGCGCGGAUCGCCUCGGAACACCCCCCGACGUCCAAGGAUUACAAGCCUCUUUCUCAUCCACCUCCUGCUGGAUCGCCUUACGCCCUCCACAGCCUACGCAUCGCUCGUCUCGAGAUCGUCGAGUCCUUCGUCCAGGCGGUGUACGCGAUCUGGUGCAUGGAUCAGAUCCCAGAAAGCUCGCGCAACGAGAAGAGCUGCAAUCGCAACUCAUGGCGCACAACAGAAGAGGCCGUCAGGGCCAUAGAGAGUAAACUCCAGGCGGAAGCUGGAGACGAGCGCGAGAAGGCUUUUGUCGGCCUGAUUCAAAUGAUCCACGGGUUCAUUCUUUCGCGCAAGGUGUACUAUGCCGUGAAGGGGACAGAUGCGAUGAACGACCGCAAGCUCGGCGUUAUCAGAGAGAAGAAGAAGGCCUUGGAGUUGGCUCGGAACGCUCAGCAGACAAACAUGCUCCCUUCCCCUGCUAGCAGCUCUACUACCAGUAGCUCACACUCGACUCCGCUUGGGGGUCACAACGCGGCCCCACACCGGCCGCCGCCACCACCGCCGCCGCCUCAUCCAACCGCCGAGAACAGCGAUAUACGAGUCGAUGUCACCGAAAUGUUCCUCUUACAGAACAGGAGUCUGAGCGGUAGCGUUCGUAUGGUCGGGGGUCGGUUUGCGGAUGCGGAAGACACCCUCAGCCUUUCCACUUUGUGUCGGCACUUCCCGCGGACAUUUGCUCGGGUUGUCCACUCGAAUCUAUCGGCACAAGACGAGUAUCAACCCGACUUCCAGGAUCAAGAAUGCGAGCUCCAUUGGCCCGUACAGUCCUUGACGGGAGGUGGCCUGGGGUGGGCCUGCCACAUGGGCAUGUCGAUGGUGAAAGAGUACGGCAAGGAUUUCGGAUACCAAAGUGUGGCCAACCCGGUACCUUGGCUGGCCGGGGAAGAAAGCCUUGGACAUGCGGAACCGCGCUGGGAGAAGAGGAGGGACUGA
Messenger RNA from Epithele typhae, 1500 nucleotides. RefSeq lists its product as uncharacterized. The record is from RefSeq and is a predicted model, not a curated record. NCBI's taxonomy places the organism in Eukaryota, Fungi, Basidiomycota, Agaricomycetes, Polyporales, Epitheliaceae. Bases 1 to 1500 code for a protein of 499 amino acids. The transcript has 3 exons.